Aureobasidium pullulans EXF-150 is the source of this 957-nucleotide messenger RNA. RefSeq lists its product as uncharacterized. The transcript has 3 exons. The record is from RefSeq and is a predicted model, not a curated record. Bases 1 to 957 code for a protein of 318 amino acids. Lineage: Eukaryota; Fungi; Ascomycota; Dothideomycetes; Dothideales; Saccotheciaceae.
AUGGCUCGUUACUUCCUGACCCUGGCCUCUCUGGCUGCCUUUGCUGCUGCAAGUUACAACUUCGAGCCAGAGCAUGUUCAAGUAAUUGAAGAUCCUAGCCUUCCUGUGCAAUACUCCUUGCAAGACUCUCAGCUCAUCUCUCCGUUAUCGACCGCACUCAACUCGUACUGGUACGCAACUUUUUUGACAAGCACGGAUGACAAGCAAUACGCGGUUCUCUCGCAAACCAUUGCAGCCGCAAAUGGCCUGGCGGUAUUGCGCACGUCGGUACUGGACCUCAAAAACACCGAAAACUACUGGCAGCAGAUCCUAAGUGAUCCCUACCACGACAACUCCACUUUGCAUAAUGGACGCCUCCACAUUGAUGCCUCGACGCACGGCAUUGUGGGUCUAUCCAACGACAGUAUUUCGACAAUGGGCAUUUGGGCCUCGGCAAAUGACUUUGCUUACAACUUCACCAUCAAAGCCACUUCUCCAGUCCUGUUGAAUGGUGGAGCGGGUGUAUUUUCUUGGGCUGAUGGGGAAACAAGGCAAUGGUCGUUACCCAGCUGUGAAACCAGCGGCGAAUUGACAAUUGGCAAUCACACUCUGGAAGUCAACACGACCAACUCAAUCACCUGCAUGUGGUACACCGACAACACAGGUCUGUACGAGCAGCACCUCAAAUUCAUUACCGUGCGCAAACACUCUGGCGUUGAGAUCGUCGGCUACAAUAUCACCGAAGAAGGCGCAACUUGGACCUCUCCACGCAGCAAUCUCACCUAUCCCCUGGCAUGGUCAAUCUGGUUCGACAACGGCGAUUUCCUACGUGUUGAAAGCGUCAGAGAUGACCAAGAAAUUUAUGCACCCGGUCAAUUGACAGCCAUCUCUGCAUUCGCUUCGGUCAAGGGAAGAUUCUUCGGUCAAGAAAUGGGUUACGCUUUGGUAGACAAUGUACCCGGUAAGGGGGCAACUUAG